CGCAUCGCAGCCUGCAACUUGCAUCCGUCGUCUGCUGCCUGACCAUUGGCAACCGGCUUCCCCCUUUUACAGGCUCACGAGGUGCCUUAUUGCAACCAUGAAUGAUACGGCCCUGGUCUCGACUGCUUUUGUUCAUCUCGUCGCCUAUUCUGACAGAGACAAAAGUAUGUUUCCCCAGUCCUGCUUCAUUCGAUGUUUCUUGUUAGCGCCGUGAGUUGAGACAUUGUUCUUCGGGGUCAGACUCUUGCCCUUGGCUUAAAACGCAGACAAACUUUCUUCUGCCCGGCCACCCAAUCACACUCUAUCUUGUCCCUAAUUCCCAGUAUCCGUACGGAUACAAUACACACCCACACACUCUCUCUGGCUCCGGGACGAUUAGCUUUAGGGCUCCCUUUCCUUAGACGAUGUUGGCUGCAACCGGAUCCGGGAUCGGUUUGACAAACAGGACGUGACACGGUGACAGAUGCGAACCAUCACCUUGUUUAACAUUACAAUCGUUCCAUCCAUUCCGCCCCCAACUUUGCUUUCCCCAGCAUCCGACCAAUUCGCUCUUGCGUCUUUGCAAACUCUCCAACUCUGUAUUCAAACAGCUAUUCUUAACACGCUACUGCGUACUGUGAGGUCAGAGGAAGGAAUUACUAACAAUAUACAUGGACAUUCUUUACGUCCAUGCCCAUCCCUUCCACUCAUCCAAUCGGCCACGUCGCGGGCCCUCCCCCCUUUUGACUAGCAUCCCCCUGCCAUUUGUAUGCCCUGCCAAGCCCCUGUCACCCAACUCCAGCCCCUCGCCCAAUUGCAGAGGUCUUGUAAGAACGGAUCAGGCGGACUAUAUGUGUGGUAUGCAUGUCUGUGGCCCUCGGGCGUUUCCCUUUAAACUCUCCUACACCCUUCACGCCCCGCGCAUUUGAGAUCGAGUUACCCAACCCUUAGCCGAGCCUGUGGUUAUCCAACAAAUGUCAGCCACGAUCGCGUUGACUCUCGAUACUCGAACAUCAGAGAUUCCCGGCUCAGAGACACGCCAGCUACGCACCUAAGCGACGACAUACGCCUCGACGACGGAGGACCCGAAGUUGUGGAUUGGAGAAAGGAAUUGGGGGUUAUCGAGAGCUGCCCAGCACACGGACUAAGGCUCUCCACAAUGGCAUCUGGGCGGACGACGGCGACAUAGACCGGGCAACAUUGCCAUUGCGACGACUUUUCCAUCAAACUCUUGCUUUCAACAACGCUACUUUCUCAAGAUGGACGAAAUGUUACCGCCGCCGAUGACCCCGUCCACGGAACGGAUUCAUCGGCGGACGAAUGGAGGCAACAAGGCCUUUCACAACUUUGCAAACGACUACUCUCAUAUUACAGACCCCUCAUUAAGGAGACGAUUGGCACUGAGCGAAAUUGACAAGGUUCCUUUUGGCUUGUACCAUGUAAGGGCUAUUCUGGUUGCGGGCGUUGGUUUCUUCCUCGACUCAUACGACAUCUUUGCCAUCAACCUCAUCACUACUCUCCUCGGCGUAGUGUUUUGGCAAGGGCCUCCUGAAUCGAGUGCGCAUGGCUAUGGCGGCAACAACGGCGAACUGCCGGGUCCGGUGAACUCGGCUCUCAAGGCUUCAACCAGUGCUGGAAUCAUUGUUGGCCAAAUUGUGUUUGGCUGGUUGGCCGACGUUUUUGGCAGAAGAAGGAUGUAUGGUGUGGAACUUGGAAUCAUCAUCUUGGCGACGUUAAGCGCCGCCCUGGUCUCUCCGAGUCAAUCGGUUAGCUUCACUGGGCUGAUGAUUUUCUGGAGGGUUAUCAUGGGCGUCGGCAUUGGAGGUGAUUAUCCGCUCAGUUCAGUCAUUACAUCAGAGUUUGCGCCAACCCGAUGGCGAGGAGCCAUGAUUGCGGCUGUAUUCUCGAUGCAAGGCAUGGGUCAGCUCGGUGCGGCCGUCGUGGCUUUAGUCACUGCCGAAGCCUUCAAGGACUCCUACCUCGACGUUCACACUCUCGGCGACUGCCAUGCACGAUGCCAGCUUGCUGCCGACCGCUCAUGGCGCAUCAUCGUCGGCAUGGGUGCGGUGCCCGCCUGCAUAGCAUUGUACUACCGAAUCACGAUUCCAGAGACGCCGCGGUACACCUUUGACGUGGAGCAAGACGUCGAGAAGGCCGAUGCGGAUAUUCGAGCGUACAUGGCGAGCAAGUCAAAGGGUGACUACGAUACGGAUUUACAAUUCAAGAUGAAGAAGGAGACCGGUCCCGGCUACAACACUCCGGCAGCAUCCUGGCCUGAUGCCUGGGCAUACUUCACGCAAUGGAAGCAUUUUAAAAUGCUUUUGGGCACUGCCUUUUCCUGGUUCUUCCUGGACCUGGCAUUUUAUGGUCUCGGGCUGAAUAGCACCGUAGUGCUGCAAACCAUUGGUUAUGCUGACGGAGCCAAUUUUUACAAGAGACUACACAACCAAGCCGUAGGACUGAUCAUACUGGCGUGCGCUGGUGCGAUCCCAGGCUAUUGGGUUUCCGUCUUCACCAUCGACACCCUUGGCCGUAAACCCAUCCAGAUCAUGGGCUUCUUCAUGCUCACCGUUAUUUUCUGCGUGCUCGGCUUCCUGCUCCACCAGUUGACCGAUGCCGUCUUUCUGACUUUGUACAUCACUGGCCAAUUCUUCUUCAACUUUGGCCCCAACACUACCACAUUUAUCGUUCCUGGCGAAUGUUUCCCGACCCGCUACCGUUCCACUGGACAUGGAAUAUCUGCAGCGAUGGGCAAAGUCGGUGCUAUCCUAGCACAGGUUAUCAGCAUCCCUCUGCUCGCCAAAGACGUCCCUGGCGACUGCCACGGCGAUCACUGUGCGCCCUGGCUCGACCGUCUCCUGGAGCUGUUUGCACUAUUCAUGUUUCUCGGUAUGCUGUCGUCAUUACUCAUUCCGGAGACUAAGGGUAUGACUCUCGAAGAACUUGCCGGCGAGACACCAACAUCCUACAACCGCGGCCGCAAUGGCAGCAUAUCGCAUUACCCACGCCCGCAAUCGAAGUGGAAUCCCUUCGGCGGUGGACACCCCGCAGGGUUCCACUACCCACGUACAAGCACCGUCAAAGCAGCACGUGUCGGUAUCAUGACGUCGCCCGACCUCCUCGCAGAGGAAGAGCGCAGGAGAAGGAGUCAGACCCGGUUCUGGCGCAAAAGGCGGAGAGAAAGGGGCGGCGGCGGCAGCGGCAGCAGCAUUGGUGGAAGUACGGACGAGUACGCGAUGAGCAUACGAAACAGCGGUGUAUCUUCCGCAUACACUGGGAGGAAUAUGGGCGCCGCUGACGAGCAGAUGCCUGCCGAUCCCGCGGCUCCCGGCGUUUUCCCGACAUGGGGCGCCGGGUGGGGCCGGGUGGAUCGCGGGGCGCAGCCGAUGGAGAACGUCAAGUUACACGACGUGGGUAGCCUCCUGAGGCGGGAUUCCCGCGCGUGAUGAGAAUUUAAAAGGCAAUUAGCGGGCGUACGGUUUUUUGGGUUGACCCUCCCGGAUGGGGAAUGAGGGGAUUUUCAUGAUGACGACCUUUCGCUGGAUAUGGAUCUGUCUGGCUACCGUAGAUAGUGUAUGAUUAUAGCAUCAAGACCGCCCACGCGGUGAUUCAAGUUUC
Colletotrichum scovillei is the source of this 3597-nucleotide messenger RNA. Its product is annotated as H+ symporter. Lineage: Eukaryota; Fungi; Ascomycota; Sordariomycetes; Glomerellales; Glomerellaceae. Gene Ontology annotation, cellular component: membrane. The coding region runs from base 1239 to 3425 and encodes 728 amino acids. The record is from RefSeq and is a predicted model, not a curated record. Gene Ontology annotation, molecular function: phosphate transmembrane transporter activity. Gene Ontology annotation, biological process: phosphate ion transport; transmembrane transport. The transcript is spliced from 5 exons.